UUUAAUAUUAAUAUCAUAUUAGUUUGGUACAGUUUUCAUAGGAUUUUUAUUCAGUUUAAAUUCGGUAUCUUAUUUGGUAUGGAUACACUUUUAAUACAAUUUAUAUUCACAUUUAUUUAAUACUUUUAUCAUUUUUUGUCUUUUCCGUAUACAUAAUUAGUUAUUCGGUAUAAUUUUAAUAUUUCAAUAUGAUUCAGUACAUAUUAAAUGGUUUUGUUUUCAAUACCGAAAAUGUAUCAUACAGACAAAAAUACCAUUUUGUCAUAUUGAAACCGUAUCAAAUCUCUUUCGAUAUGAAUGUAGUAUCAGUACGAUAAUUUGUUACACUUUCGGUAUGGGGAAUCGGUGUCGGCACACAAUACUGACACUUUUACUGGCCAUAGACGAUCCGAAUGGACACUAAAGACUGGGGGUCCACCAUGGAACUCUGAGACCCCGAACUAAACUCUUCUUAAGACUAGUUUUAAUGAAGAAAGAAGGGACUUCUCCAUCCACAGUUGUCAAGCCAUGAGUUCUCAGAUGGAGGAGAGAUUCCUCUUGGAAGAAGGGCUUAUAGAGAAUCAAAAUAGAGGAUUGUACACAGGAGAUGGAACAGUUGAUAUCAAUGGAAAUCGAAUCCUUAAAAAAAACACUGGAAACUGGAGAGCAUGCCCUUUCAUCCUAGGUACUGAAUGCUGUGAGCGCUUGGCUUACUAUGGUAUUGCUAAAAAUCUUGUUACGUAUCUCACCCACCAACUACAUGAGGGAAAUGUCACUGCUGCCAGAAAUAUUAACACUUGGCAAGGCACUUGCUAUAUCACACCCCUCAUUGGAGCCCUUUUGGCUGAUUCUUAUUGGGGAAGAUACCGGACGAUUGCAGCUUUCACCACAAUAUACUUCAUUGGAAUGAGUACAUUGACUCUGUCAGCAUCAGUUUUCAAGCCUCCUGAUUGUGUGGAGCUUGUUUGCCCACCUGCAACUGCAACUGAGCUGGCCAUAUUCUUUUUUGGUCUUUAUCUGAUUGCGCUAGGCACUGGUGGUAUAAAACCUUGUGUUUCAUCAUUUGGAGCAGAUCAAUUUGAUGAUACUGAUUCAGUGGAAAGAGUAAAGAAAGGAUCUUUCUUCAAUUGGUUUUAUGUUUCUAUCAACAUUGGUUCUCUCAUAUCAAGUAGUCUAAUUGUCUGGACUCAGGACUAUGCAGGGUGGGGUCUGGGAUUUGGCAUUCCCACAUUGUUUAUGGCCAUUGCAAUUGUAAGUUUCUUUUUGGGCACUCCCCUUUAUAGAUUCCAGAAACCUGGAGGGAGUCCUUUUGUGAGAAUGUGCCAGGUCUUAAUUGCAUCAUUACGUAAGUGGAAUUUGGAGGUCCCUUGUGACAGUAGUCUCCUGUAUGAGUUACCAGACAAAACCUCUGCUAUUGAAGGGAGUCGGAAACUUGAGCACAGUGAUGAACUGAAGUUCCUUGAUAAAGCUGCUGUGCUAUCAGACAGAAAUUUUAGAAGUGAGGAUUUCUCCAAUCCAUGGAGGCUUUGCACAGUUACACAAGUGGAGGAACUUAAGAUACUGAUACGCAUAUUACCUAUCUGGGCUACUGGCAUAGUCUUCUCUACUGUUUACUCUCAGAUGUCCACCAUGUUUGUGGAACAGGGGAUGGUUAUGGAAAGAACUCUUGGUUCCUUUACUAUUCCAGCUGCAUCUCUUUCAACUUCAAAUAUUAUCGGUGUCAUCAUAUGGGUCCUCAUCUAUGAAAAAAUCCUUGUCCCAAUCGCAAGGAAGUUCACAGGCAAGGAGAGAGGCUUAUCUGAAUUGCAACGGAUGGGUAUUGGCUUCUUCUUGUCAAUAUUAGCCAUGACAGUAGCCGCUAUGGUUGAGCGUAAGAGGUUGGAGGUUGCAAUAGAAUUUGAUUUGGUUGAUCAUAGAGUUCCAGUACCUGUUAGUAUCUUAUGGCAAAUACCUCAAUAUUUCUUGAUGGGGGCAGCAGAAGUCUUUACCUUCAUUGGACAUCUUGAGUUCUUCUAUAAUCAAUCACCCGAUGCCAUGCGGAGUUUAUGUACUGCAUUGUCCCUUCUGACGACUGCAUUGGGGAAUUACCUAAGCUCUCUAAUUUUGACAAUUGUGACAACUGUGACAACUAGAGGCGGAAAGCCUGGUUGGAUACCUGAUAACUUGAAUGAGGGGCAUCUUGAUUAUUUCUUCUGGUUGUUGGCUGGUCUUAGCUUACUUAACCUUCUACUUUAUGUCAUUUGUGCUUCAAGAUAUAAAUCCAAGAAAGCCUCUUAGUGGUUUACUUUUCCAGGAUUAUGGAGAUCACUCUAAAUAUUUGUAAAGCAUGCCCUGAUGAAUAAAGUGUAUCUUCAGGUAUUCAUUCUAGAAGAUUAAGGCCGGAGAAGGAAAGUAUCUGGAAUGUUUGGAGAUCCUUUUUGCAAGUUCUAAAUUUUUCCAUGAGUAUUCAGAGUAAGUAAAUAGCUUUUGUCAUGGAUUUACCUAGUAUAAAACCAAAUUGUUUCUCCGUAA
Messenger RNA from Macadamia integrifolia, 2490 nucleotides. RefSeq names its product protein NRT1/ PTR FAMILY 8.3-like. NCBI's taxonomy places the organism in Eukaryota, Viridiplantae, Streptophyta, Magnoliopsida, Proteales, Proteaceae. Gene Ontology annotation, molecular function: transmembrane transporter activity. The transcript has 5 exons. Gene Ontology annotation, biological process: oligopeptide transport; transmembrane transport. Gene Ontology annotation, cellular component: membrane. The record is from RefSeq and is a predicted model, not a curated record. Bases 508 to 2256 code for a protein of 582 amino acids.